AUGGCUCCGUGGCUACUAUCGGCGGCUGUGACUCUGUUGCAGCUGUUGCCUGAGACAGCAGUCGCUCAGGAGGUUGCUUCACCCUUCACAAAGGCUUCCAAUGAUUCGCUUCUUUGGGGUCCUUACCGUCCAAACUUGUACUUUGGUGUGAGGCCGAGACUGCCAAAGAGUGUACUUACCGGCUUGUUGUGGGCUAAGGUCGAGGAUUUUGCUUCUGUCCAGAACAACUUCCGAUACACAUGCGAGCAACACGAGGGCAUGGCCGGCUACGGCUGGGAUGCAUACGACCCGAGAACUGGUGGUUCGCAAACCAUUCACGAUGCUGGAAACCAGAUUGAUGUCACCACCGACUUUGUCAAGUUCCCCGACCAUGGCUCUAACGGAGGUUCCUGGGGUGCAAGAAUCAGAGGUGUUCCAAGAGAAGAUGCUUCAGACGACCUGAAGACAACCAUGGUCUUCAACGUUGCUGUCGAAGGUUUGGGAAGCUUGGUCGUUGACAACGCAGAAGACGACGAAAACGAAAAUGGCUUCGACGGAGACGUUGUGAUAACUGGAGAGACUCCUGAGUUGGGUACCUUCACUGUCACGAUCGUUGAUCGCAAAGGAGAGAAACCCAACCAUGUCCACCCUUCGUUCCAGGAGAAGCCUAUCGACAAGACUCUGGUCCACAGUGUGCAGAUUCCUGAGGCUGCUUUGUGGCAGGCUAAGCGUAUGUUGUACUCAUCGUGCUAUCCUGUCUCGACACUAACGUUUGAGCAGCCNGUUCUGUUCUCCUCGAUGAAGACCAGCCUCGACAAGUAUAUCGAGACAUACACAGCUGAAGCCAUGCCUCCCCCGAUGCAAGCUUUCACCAUUCCCAAUGCACCCGGUGCUGGCAACAUGCAUUUCGUGCAGAAGGUCUUCGAAGGCGCAUUCGAAUUCGAUGUCAUAUUCUCCUCUGGUUCCGCUCCCCAGCCUAUCAAGUCAACAGACCUGUCUGAGAAGAUCGAGACAACCAUCAAAUCCUUCUCCGAGCGCUUCAUCCAAUCUUUCAAGCCACACCAACCUUUCACCGACAAGAAAUACACUGGUCUGGCCAAGUCGCUCUUCUCAAACCUGAUCGGAGGUAUCGGUUACUUCCACGGAGACUCAGUUGUUGACCGCUCGUAUGCACCCGAGUACGAGGAGGAGAAUGAAGGUUUCUGGCAAGAGACUGCAGAAGCAAGAGCAAGGAACCAACAGAAAUUGGAGGGUCCCUACGAGCUCUUCACUGGUACUCCUUCCAGACCCUUCUUCCCUCGUGGUUUCUUGUGGGAUGAGGGUUUCCACUUGCUUCCCGUCAUUGACUGGGAUGUGGAUCUCACUCUGCAGAUCAUCAAGAGUUGGUUCAAUCUGAUGGAUGACGAUGGCUGGAUUGGCCGUGAACAGAUUCUUGGACCUGAGGCUCGCAGCAAGGUGCCCCAGGAGUUCCAGACUCAAUAUCCUCACUACGCCAAUCCUCCUACUCUCUUCUUCGUCAUUCACUCUUUCCUUGACAAGAUUGCUGCUGCAAAGUCUGGCCAGCAGAUUCUCGGCUCGGAGAAUGCUAACGGCGUUCUCGCUAACCCUGACGCUGCUCUGCAAUACCUUCGUGAUCUUUACCCCCUUCUCAAGAAGCAUUACGAGUGGUUCCGCAAGACUCAAGCUGGUGAUCUCAAGUCAUACGACCGUCCUGCUUUCUCGAAGAAGGAGGGCUACCGUUGGAGAGGAAGCACGAAGACUCACCUUCUGACUUCCGGACUCGACGACUACCCUCGUCCUCAACCUCCUCACCCUGGCGAGCUGCACGUCGAUUUGAUGUCAUGGAUGGGUAUGAUGACCCGCGCCAUGAAACGCAUUGCGACAACUCUUGCCGAGGCCGACGACGCAUCAACCUACGCGAAGAUCGAGAAUGCCAUCAUCCGCAACCUUGACGACCUGCACUGGUCUACCGAAGAGCAAGCAUACUGCGAUGCUACAGUCGAUGAGUACGAAGAGCACGCUCUUGUCUGUCACAAGGGCUACAUUUCCCUCUCACCAUUCUUCGCCGGUCUACUGGCGCCAGACCACCCUCACCUAGGCGAAGUCCUCGACCUCAUCAGCUCACCCGAGCAUCUCUGGUCACCUCACGGCAUUCGCUCCUUGUCACAGCAAGACGCUCUUUACGGUACAGAAGAGAACUACUGGCGCUCGCCCGUUUGGAUGCCCAUCAACUACCUCGUUGUCAAGGAGCUCCUCAGCACAGCUUCUGCUGCCGGGCCUCACCAGAAGCGUGCCGCCAAGAUGUACACCGAGUUGCGCAAGAACCUUGUGGACACAGUGUUCAAGUCAUGGGAGAAGACUGGAUUUGCUUGGGAGCAAUACAACCCAGAGACUGGAGAGGGACAACGCACCCAGCACUUUACUGGUUGGACAAGUCUCGUCGUUAAGAUCAUGGCUAUGCCUGAGGUACCAAGUGUCAAGGGAGGAAGUGGACAUGAUGAGCUGUAG
Messenger RNA from Aureobasidium musti, 2487 nucleotides. NCBI's taxonomy places the organism in Eukaryota, Fungi, Ascomycota, Dothideomycetes, Dothideales, Saccotheciaceae. The record is from the annotation of a GenBank genome assembly.